AUGUCGUAUGAAAUUCAGCCAAUAGUAAAGGGCACCAAGCGUGACCCCUCUGUGAAGCGAUACAACAAGGCAGCGGGAAAAGGUCCAUUCGGCGCCUUUCCCCCGGGAUAUGCGCUGACGAAGGAGAAGACGCAGAAGGAAGUUGUAGAGGAGCCGGUGACGGUGCAGGGAGUAAAGUUUGCGUACAAGGGAACUCAACACGGCUUUGGCGGCGCCACCACUUCCAUGUAUAAAGGCCGACCAAAGAACAACUCCGCAGUGGCCUUCUCCGCCAACGGGGCAGGAGCGAGUAAACCACCAAAGGCUGGCGCUUUUAAGCGUCGUCCAAUUCCACCCACGGAAUUCCGGCGAUAUUAUGAUCGUGGAGAUUUACCGCUAGCUGUUUCGCAUGGAAGCCGACCCACUAUUGACUGGAAGGUAGAUGUGGAACGACUGGAUUACCACCAUUACCUACCUAUUUUCUUUGAUGGAAUUCGUGAAACGGAGGAACCUUAUAUGUUUUUGGCCCGUCAAGGAUCUCUGGAUCUGCUAAAACGUGGGGGUGCAAAAAUUCUCCCAACAAUACCGCAGCUUAUUAUUCCUAUUAAAACUGCACUAAAUACACGUCAUCCUGAGAUCAUCUGCGCAACUCUUCGUAUUCUUCAACAACUGGUGGUAAGUGGUGAACUUAUUGGAGAGGCACUUGUACCAUACUACCGUCAGAUUCUUCCAAUGUUUAACCUCUUUAAGAACCGUCACAAGAGCCGCGCUCGUGGUGAUGCAGUUGACUUUGGUCAAAGAAAACGUGAUGAUGUAGGUGACUUGGUGGAGGAAACACUCCAGCUCCUGGAGAUCCACGGUGGUGAUGAUGCCUACAUCAACAUCAAAUACAUGGUUCCAACGUAUGAAAGCUGUGUCUUCAACUAA
This is a messenger RNA of Trypanosoma theileri, 906 nucleotides long. Its product is annotated as ParcG domain containing protein. Gene Ontology annotation, molecular function: Hsp90 protein binding; Hsp70 protein binding. The record is from RefSeq and is a predicted model, not a curated record. NCBI's taxonomy places the organism in Eukaryota, Euglenozoa, Kinetoplastea, Trypanosomatida, Trypanosomatidae. Bases 1 to 906 code for a protein of 301 amino acids. The transcript has a single exon.